GGGACCAAGCCAAUUCUCCUUUGCAGCAAAAAAUUACAUGUAUAUAUUAUUAAGAUAAUAUAUACAUCUGAUCUUAUUUUUUAAAAAAAAGUUUAUUUUGCUCCAUUUUUGAAAAAGAGGGAGCGUGGGUGGCGAGCGGUUUUUACAAAUUAUUCUUAUUUUCUGCUAUCUGUCCCCGUCCCUCCCCACCCCCUGCUGAAGCCACAAUAAGGGCAGGGACCGCGGCUCCAACCUAUUGGUAACCCCUUUACCCGUCCCUCCCCCCCGCCCCGACGCCCAGCACCGUGCCCUGCACACAGUAGGCGCUCAAUAAAUGUUCGUGGAUGAUGAUGAUGAUGAUGAUGAAAAACAUGCACCAUCAACGGCAGCAGCAAGCGGACCACGCGAACGAGGCAAACUAUGCAAGAGGCACCAGACUCCCUCUUUCUGGUGAAGGACCAACUUCUCAGCCGAAUAGCUCCAAGCAAACUGUCCUGUCUUGGCAAGCUGCAAUCGAUGCUGCUAGACAGGCCAAGGCUGCCCAAACUAUGAGCACCUCCGCACCCCCACCUGUAGGAUCUCUCUCCCAAAGAAAACGUCAGCAAUACGCCAAGAGCAAAAAACAGGGUAACUCGUCCAACAGCCGACCUGCCCGUGCCCUUUUCUGUUUAUCACUCAAUAACCCCAUCCGAAGAGCCUGCAUUAGUAUAGUGGAAUGGAAACCAUUUGACAUAUUUAUAUUAUUGGCUAUUUUUGCCAAUUGUGUGGCCUUAGCUAUUUACAUCCCAUUCCCUGAAGAUGAUUCUAAUUCAACAAAUCAUAACUUGGAAAAAGUAGAAUAUGCCUUCCUGAUUAUUUUUACAGUCGAGACAUUUUUGAAGAUUAUAGCAUAUGGAUUAUUGCUACAUCCUAAUGCUUAUGUUAGGAAUGGAUGGAAUUUACUGGAUUUUGUUAUAGUAAUAGUAGGAUUGUUUAGUGUAAUUCUGGAACAAUUAACCAAAGAAACAGAAGGCGGUAACCACUCCAGUGGCAAGUCAGGAGGCUUCGAUGUCAAAGCCCUCCGAGCCUUUCGAGUGUUACGACCACUUCGACUAGUGUCAGGAGUACCCAGUUUACAAGUUGUCCUGAACUCCAUUAUAAAAGCCAUGGUUCCCCUCCUUCACAUAGCCCUUUUGGUAUUAUUUGUAAUCAUAAUCUAUGCUAUUAUAGGAUUGGAACUUUUUAUUGGAAAAAUGCACAAAACAUGUUUUUUUGCUGACUCAGAUGUCAUAGCUGAAGAGGACCCAGCGCCGUGUGCGUUCUCAGGGAAUGGACGCCAGUGUGCCGCCAAUGGCACGGAGUGUAGGAGUGGCUGGGUUGGCCCAAAUGGGGGCAUCACCAACUUCGAUAACUUUGCCUUCGCCAUGCUCACCGUGUUUCAGUGCAUCACCAUGGAGGGCUGGACAGAUGUGCUCUACUGGAUGAAUGAUGCUAUGGGAUUUGAAUUGCCCUGGGUGUAUUUUGUCAGUCUCGUCAUCUUUGGGUCAUUUUUCGUACUAAAUCUUGUACUUGGUGUAUUGAGCGGAGAAUUCUCAAAGGAAAGAGAGAAGGCUAAAGCCCGGGGAGAUUUCCAGAAGCUCCGGGAGAAGCAGCAGCUAGAGGAGGAUCUAAAGGGCUACUUGGAUUGGAUCACCCAAGCAGAGGACAUCGAUCCUGAGAACGAGGAAGAAGGAGGAGAGGAAAGCAAACGCAACACCAGCAUGCCGACCAGCGAGACAGAGUCUGUGAACACGGAGAACGUAAGUGGUGGAGGCGAGAACCAAGGCGGCUGUGGGAGUCUCUGGUGCUGGUGGAAGCGAAGAGGCACGGCCAAGGCUGGGCCCUCUGGGUGUCGGCGGUGGGGCCAAGCCAUCUCAAAAUCCAAGCUCAGCCGCCGCUGGCGCCGCUGGAACCGAUUCAAUCGCAGGAGAUGUAGGGCUGCUGUGAAGUCUGUCACAUUUUACUGGCUGGUUAUUGUCCUGGUGUUUCUCAACACCUUAACCAUUUCCUCCGAGCACUACAACCAGCCUGAUUGGUUGACGCAGAUUCAAGAUAUUGCUAACAAAGUCCUCCUGGCUCUGUUCACCUGCGAGAUGCUGGUAAAGAUGUACAGCUUGGGUCUCCAGGCGUAUUUCGUCUCUCUUUUUAAUCGGUUUGACUGCUUCGUGGUAUGUGGUGGAAUUACUGAAACCAUCCUGGUGGAGCUGGAAAUCAUGUCUCCCCUGGGGAUCUCUGUGUUUCGGUGUGUGCGCCUCUUAAGGAUUUUCAAGGUGACCAGGCACUGGACUUCCCUGAGCAACUUGGUGGCCUCCUUGUUAAACUCCAUGAAGUCCAUUGCUUCGCUGUUGCUUCUGCUUUUUCUCUUCAUCAUCAUCUUUUCCUUGCUUGGGAUGCAGCUGUUUGGUGGCAAGUUUAAUUUUGACGAAACGCAGACCAAGCGGAGCACCUUUGACAAUUUCCCUCAAGCCCUCCUGACGGUAUUCCAGAUUCUGACAGGUGAAGAUUGGAACGCUGUGAUGUAUGAUGGCAUCAUGGCCUAUGGCGGCCCGUCGUCCUCGGGAAUGAUCGUCUGCAUCUACUUCAUCAUCCUCUUCAUUUGUGGUAACUAUAUCCUACUGAAUGUCUUCUUGGCCAUCGCUGUAGACAAUCUGGCUGAUGCUGAAAGUUUGAAUACUGCCCAGAAAGAGGAAGCUGAAGAGAAGGAAAGGAAGAAGAUUGCCAGAAAGGAGAGCCUGGAGAAUAAAAAGAACAACAAACCAGAGGUCAACCAGAUAGCCAACAGUGACAAUAAGGUUACAAUUGAUGACUAUCGAGAAGAGGAUGAAGACAAGGACCCCUACCCACCUUGUGAUGUGCCAGUAGGGGAAGAGGAAGAGGAGGAGGAAGAGGAUGAACCCGAGGUUCCAGCUGGUCCCCGUCCUCGUAGAAUCUCAGAGUUGAACAUGAAGGAGAAAAUCGCCCCCAUCCCUGAAGGGAGUGCAUUCUUCAUUCUGAGCAAGACCAACCCGAUCCGCGUGGGCUGCCACAAGCUCAUCAACCAUCACAUCUUCACCAACCUCAUCCUCGUCUUCAUCAUGCUGAGUAGUGCCGCCCUUGCCGCCGAGGACCCCAUCCGCAGCCACUCCUUCCGGAACACUAUACUGGGUUACUUUGACUAUGCUUUCACAGCCAUCUUUACAGUUGAAAUCCUGUUAAAGAUGGCGACUUUUGGAGCUUUCCUCCACAAAGGGGCUUUCUGCAGGAACUACUUCAAUCUGCUGGAUAUGCUGGUUGUCGGGGUAUCCCUGGUAUCAUUCGGGAUCCAAUCCAGUGCCAUCUCCGUUGUGAAGAUUCUGAGGGUCUUAAGGGUCCUGAGGCCACUCAGGGCGAUCAACAGAGCGAAAGGACUCAAGCACGUGGUCCAGUGCGUCUUUGUGGCCAUCCGGACCAUCGGCAACAUCAUGAUCGUCACCACCCUUCUCCAGUUCAUGUUCGCCUGCAUCGGGGUCCAGUUGUUCAAGGGGAAGUUCUAUCGCUGCACGGACGAAGCCAAAAGUAACCCCGAAGAGUGCAGGGGGCUUUUCAUCCUCUACAAGGAUGGGGACGUUGAUAACCCUGUGGUCCGUGAGAGGAUUUGGCAAAAUAGUGAUUUCAACUUUGACAACGUCCUUUCUGCUAUGAUGGCGCUGUUCACGGUCUCCACGUUUGAGGGCUGGCCUGCGUUGCUGUAUAAAGCCAUCGACUCCAACGGAGAGAAUGUUGGCCCCAUCUACAACUACCGCGUGGAGAUCUCCAUCUUCUUCAUCAUCUACAUCAUCAUUGUGGCUUUCUUCAUGAUGAACAUCUUUGUGGGCUUCGUCAUCGUCACAUUUCAGGAGCAGGGAGAGAAAGAGUAUAAGAACUGUGAGCUGGACAAAAAUCAGCGUCAGUGUGUCGAAUACGCCUUGAAAGCACGUCCCUUGCGGAGAUACAUCCCCAAAAACCCCUACCAGUACAAGUUCUGGUACGUGGUGAACUCCUCGCCUUUCGAAUACAUGAUGUUUGUCCUCAUCAUGCUCAACACACUCUGCUUGGCCAUGCAGCACCACGAGCAGUCCAAGAUAUUUAAUGACGCCAUGGACAUUCUGAACAUGGUCUUCACUGGGGUGUUCACCGUCGAGAUGGUUUUGAAAGUCAUUGCAUUUAAACCUAAGGGGUAUUUUAGUGACGCCUGGAACACGUUUGACUCCCUCAUCGUAAUCGGCAGCAUUAUAGACGUGGCCCUCAGCGAAGCCGACCACUAUUUCACUGAUGCAUGGAACACUUUUGAUGCCUUAAUUGUUGUUGGUAGCGUCGUUGAUAUUGCUAUAACUGAAGUGAAUCCAACUGAAAGUGACAAUGUCCCUGUCCCCACCGCUACACCCGGGAACUCUGAAGAGAGCAAUAGAAUCUCCAUCACCUUUUUCCGUCUUUUCCGAGUGAUGCGGUUGGUGAAGCUUCUCAGCAGGGGGGAAGGCAUCCGGACACUGCUGUGGACUUUUAUAAAGUCCUUUCAGGCACUGCCCUAUGUUGCCCUCCUCAUAGCCAUGCUAUUCUUCAUCUACGCGGUUAUUGGCAUGCAGAUGUUUGGGAAGGUUGCUAUGAGAGAUAACAACCAGAUCAACAGGAACAACAAUUUCCAGACCUUUCCCCAGGCGGUGCUGCUGCUCUUCAGGUGUGCCACAGGGGAAGCCUGGCAGGAGAUCAUGCUGGCCUGCCUCCCGGGGAAGCUCUGUGACCCCGAGUCAGAUUACAGCCCCGGGGAGGAGUACACGUGUGGAAGCAACUUCGCCAUUGUUUAUUUCAUCAGUUUUUACAUGCUCUGCGCAUUUCUGAUCAUCAACCUGUUUGUAGCUGUCAUCAUGGACAACUUUGAUUAUCUGACCCGGGACUGGUCUAUUCUGGGGCCUCACCAUUUGGAUGAAUUCAAAAGAAUAUGGUCAGAAUAUGACCCUGAGGCAAAGGGAAGGAUCAAGCACCUUGAUGUGGUCACUCUGCUCCGCAGAAUCCAGCCUCCCCUGGGGUUUGGGAAAUUAUGCCCACACAGAGUAGCCUGUAAGAGACUAGUUGCCAUGAACAUGCCUCUCAACAGUGAUGGGACAGUCAUGUUUAAUGCAACUCUGUUUGCUUUGGUUCGGACGGCUCUUAAAAUCAAGACGGAAGGGAACCUGGAACAAGCUAAUGAAGAGCUCCGAGCUGUGAUAAAGAAAAUCUGGAAGAAAACCAGCAUGAAACUGCUUGACCAAGUUGUCCCUCCAGCUGGUGAUGAUGAGGUAACCGUGGGGAAGUUCUAUGCCACUUUCCUGAUACAGGACUACUUUAGGAAAUUCAAGAAACGGAAAGAACAAGGCCUGGUGGGAAAAUACCCUGCGAAGAACACCACCAUUGCCCUACAGAUGCUUGAACGGAUGCUUUAGAAUUUUCUGCCUGAGCUACAGCACCAAGCUCGUUAGUCGGAAGGCGUUUGUGGCUAAGGCCUUGAAAGGGAAAAGUCUCAAGUGGGCUUAUUUCUACUGAAACAGCAUUUCGGGAGAAAUGCAGAAAAAAAGCAAACCCAAGGCCCCAGGGAGACCCCUUCCAAGCAAAGCACUCCUCCAGAAGGCGGAAGCGGGGCCGUGGCUCAUCCGCAGAGCCAUGGCCUCCUGUCGCGGACGCUGCUCACGGUGGCUCUUUUUCAUGAAAGGGAACGUGCAAGGCUUAACAGUUUUCCCCUCCAAGCAGAGACUCAGAGAAAGGGAAAGAGAGAGAGAGAGAGAGAGAGAGAGCAAAGGAGGGGGGCAGCCGCCCCACAGAGAAUGAAAUGAACACAACUUCCUGAUGCUGGCCAGUAAAAAAUAACACGAUAAAAAGAUUAAGCAGACCUGCCUAAGGUGGGCAGCUGACUUUGUUCCAAAGUUCUGCGUCCCUAGUUUGUCCGAACUCCCAAAGACUGGCAGGCCCCUUGGCGCUGAGCUGACAGAGUUCCUUUUAUAUGCCAGUCCGCCAUGACCUACUGACCCUCCGGCCCCCACUCUCUGCAGUGACCCCGUCCAGAAUGCGUGAGAAGUGGGCAGGCCAGGAAGCUCAGACACACCAUUUAAACUAACACAUACACCCGCAUGCCCAAACCAGUCCAGGUAACACCUCAGGUUCCAUCUUAACGUGUCCACGGGAAACACCACCACACCCAAACCUCAUCCAACAUUGUCCGUCUUUAAUUCGUGCUCAAAGCCAGUCUGGGGAUGCCUCUUUGGAAGCAGUGUGGUCUAGUUUCAAGGACACUGGGAGUCAGGGAACCUGGGUUCUAGUCCCAGCUCCAGCGUUCACUUGCUGCGUGACCUUGGGCAAGACACUUAACCUCUCUGUGCCUCAGUUUCCCCAUCUGUAAAAUGGGGGUAAUAAUGUCGACCUACCUCACAGGGCUGUUGUGAGGAAUAGCUAAGUGAUUGUAAAGCACUUUGAACGUAUAAUUGCUUAUUAUUAAGACUACAACAAUAAUAAUAUCCUAUGCCUGUUUACUACCAGAACUUUAAGAAAUUCUUGUUUUUCUUUGAUCUCUUUUCUGUUCUGUACUGUAGUUAUCCACUGAGAAAGAGCAUUCUCCCCUUUCAAAGAUCUCUGGGAAGUGUAUACAGAUGUACACAGAGGUAUCUGUACAGGUCGUGUUUUCACAUCUUACAAAUGGUAGACUUUUGCUGAGAAGUUGCUUCACGAGGGAGUCCCGUGUGAAAUUUUCAGCCGAUCACAAGCAGUGCUUAAGGAGGUCUGUACAUCCAGUGCUGAGCCCAAGACCCCCAGAGGAGCCAACCUGAGUUUUGAAAUCAAUAUUCAAAAGUAACUGUAGUGUGAAAACUAGAAGUUUCUGAAGCACCUGGAGAAAAGAAGGCUCAGAAGCCCCUUUUGCCUGCCCUGGUCAGUGCAGACGAGGCUGUGUGCGUGUGUGCGCGUGCAUGAGGGGGCAUGGGGAAGGUGGUGGACAGGGCCGGCAGAACGUGGGGAAGCCCUGUUCCUGGCUGCACUCGUGCAGGAGCAGCUCAAGUGGGCAAGUGGUGUCACCGACAGGAAGAACAGUGUCAGUGGAAGGCCUACAGGCCCAUCCUGGGCACAGCUGUCAGGGUCCCUCCCAGCCCUGAGGGCUGUUCCAGUGUUGUCUUUUGUACUGUGACCUUUGCCCUUUGGUCGCAGUGGCUUAUGUUACCAGUGGUCUGGCCUGCCUGCACUUAAGUGGAUUCCCUGGCCUCACUCAUGGAAACAGGUCCGGCCCCUGAUUCUGCUCCCGUUGUGUAGACUGCUGUAAGUCUGGGAGCUCAUGGUGGGCUUUAUGGAUUCUCACAGCAGAGUCUGCGGGGCCAAAGAGCAGGUCUGACUUCACGCAGCGCCCAGGACAGUGAUGUGGGGUGGGGUUGAAAGCCGGCCAGCACACCGCGGGAUGGUUGCACCCCUUGUGAAGAUGUUGAAGUCUGUCUGUACAUGCCACUUCACAGCGGUGGCCCCCCUGCCAACAUCUAGCCCCUCUCCACAUCCCUCUGUGGUCUAGGCGGUAAAAGGCUAAUGCCUGCUGUAGCAGGGAUUUCUGGGAUCGUGCUCUGGUCUGAAGGUCUCCUCUGCACCGAUCAGGGAGUGCUUGGGAUGUACCGUUUAUUAAGAAUUUGGUGUAUCGUCCCUGAAAAGGAGGCUAGUCAGCCCUGGGAGCACAGGUGUGGGGCUCAUUCCCCAUCAGAUAAAUGACCCCCUGUUUCUGAUCCACCAGAACGUCAAGCUUAUUAAACAAUCAAGGGGCCCUGUCUCAGAGGUCCAGUGUGACCAGCCAACUGCUAAAUGGAGUCUCUGUAGGGUAAAGUCUCAGCAGGACAGCCCCCAAGCAGUGUGCAUGGCAGGCAUUUCCACACGCCUCUCUGCAGUCUUUCCAAAUAAGGGAAAACUAGAAAGCAGUGAACUUUCUAGAUGGGAUUAGGGAAUGGUUUAAAUGAAACAAGAGUCUCUGGCCCCACAUGGGCCUGGCUGUGUUGCUCAGUGACGGCACUGACUGUGGCUGCUAGCCAAGGGCAGUUCAUGGAAACAGCCAGAAGUCAGGAGGUAUACCUCCGACUUCAACUCAAAAGGGAAACAAGGCUUCCCUAAAACUUGGCGUCCAGUCAGACUGCAGACGCCUCUGUCCUUCCUCCUUAAACCUUGCCAGAAGAGUGUAGCUUUGAGUGUAGAAACGUUGCAGGAGACAACUCAAGUUAUCUGAGAAUCUUCCCCCACUCAGCAAACAUGGUACCCAACACCAGAAUCCAUGGUGCUAAAUAAACUCUUAAGCUCCUGGAUGGAAGACAGGAUGCAGGCCAGUAUCCAUCACAACCUGCGAGACUGGGCACCAGGCUGGCUGUUCAUAAAUAGAUUACACUAUGGUGGGACCCAACUAUAAAUUCGUAGGAUUAUUGGGUACUGCCUUCUGUUCUCUUUCUGAAAGGCAGGAGUUCUUUUCCCUCUGACAAUAAUAGUAAUUAUUUUCGAAAGACUUUGAGAAGAUAGAAUUACUGAACAGAAGUUACAGCAGGUGAUACUAUGUAGUAGCAAAAGGUCUUAAUUAUCAUGGUGUGCUAUUGAAUAAUACCAAUCUGACACCCUUCAUUAGCCCUCGUAUGUCAUGAUUCAAUUUUUCAUGGGAAGGAGCUUACUGUCAACUACUAACAGUUCCUAGGUUGGGAACUGUGCAAAUUCGUUCUCUGUGGCAUACCUCACAUCUAAGAGAGGUGACUAUUUGGGGUAAUGGAAGGGUACGUCAUUCUAAGGCCAUGGUGAAGGCAAUCCCCAUUAAGAAGUGCCAAAGGCUAGCUCAAGAGAAGCCAUGGUAAGGACAUUUCUUCCAAAAGCAGAGAAAGGUCAGCAGAACCACAGGAAUCGUAAGUGAGGUGAGGGGCCAGGGCCUGAAGAAAGGUUUGUGUCGCCUGUCUGGGGAUGAGCUGUCAGCCGUUCUCAAACUUCUGGGUCUCUUUUAUAUUCUUAAAAAUUAUUGAGGGCCCUUGUAUACCAGUACUUACAUUAAAAAAUAAAACAGAAAAUUUCAAAAUACAGAAUAUACAUGCACAAAGGUACCAGAAAGGUGACAUCCUCACAUGUCGUAUAGCCUUCGAAUAACCCCAUUGUGCUCCGAGGGAAUGCGUGUAUAAGGCAAAGAAUGUCCUGGUAGUGUGGACAUUACAGUCACCUCGUCAGUCCCUGGAGAUGUCCCCAGGCCACACUUUGAGAACUGCUGCUCUAGGGAAAUGAUCCCACAUAACCCUCCCCGCAAAGGGAAAGGGUACUAGAGCCUUUUUAGGAUCUCCCUAGUGAGAGAGCCUCCUGCAUAUUGCACUGCCCCUACCUUGAACUUUUUUGUCCCUCCCAGGUGCCACCCUAGGCCCAACCCACUGACUAGACAUAAAGCUACCUGUGAGCCCUGUGUCCAGCUAAGUUCAGAUGGAGCGUCGUAGGUCAUACCCCCGUGCCUGUGCUGAUCUGGAGGAAUGGGGAUCUGUGUGAUAGACAGUGUUUUCAAAGAUCGGUACUCCUCAGAGCGGCACAGCUGAGACCAGGACAUGUGCUAAGUACAGGGUCAGUUUUCUUGACACCUUAUGAUCACUGGUCCACUUCCCUGUUGACCUUAGUGAUACAAGAGUUCUGCCAAGUUAGAUGGAAGAAGGUUAACCUUGACUGAGGUCAUGUGUGGGGUCACAGGGCUAAGUGAGCACACAACUGAGACUCCAUCCCAGCCCUUGCUCCUGGAGACUCAAUGGCUUUGUCUUGGUGGUGGUCGGCGUGGGGCAGGCCUGGGGACCUGAGUCCCAGCUGAGCCUUUGUCAGUCAGGCAGGCCACUCAACCAAAUGGGGAGAAUCCUGGCUUCCCGGGAUAUAGUGGGAUAAAGUAUGUGAGAUCAUUAUGGCAGGUACAAAGAUGCUAACAGAAUAGAAAUCAUGAUUUGAGGCUUCUGCUGAACUUUAAUACUCCGUUAUCAAGAAACUGGCAGGAAUUGCUCUGAGUCUGGUGUCAGACUACAACCAAGAAUCAAGGUUGCUCAGAUAGGUCUGUCAGAUCGCUUGCAGGGAGACGUCAUAGAUCUCUUUAGAUAAUUUUUUUUUUAAAAAAAGAUUCCUUUAUCUUUCAAAGUGGUGGUAACAAACUUGAUGUGUACUGCUGAGUGCGAUGCCAGGAGUCACUUAGGCAGUGACAUUACAGUUGACCUUUCAGCCAGGAUCAGAAUCCCUGUGGGUGGCCCAUGGAGUGGCGCGCUCUUGAUUCUAACCCUUUACAUAUGACUCAAGGACAGUGCAUAAUGGACGCAAAGGCCCCACUGUCACAUUUUCCCUGGAGGAAAAGGAUGACAAAAGAAAGGGUGUGCCCGUGUGUGCUAUGUGUGCCUGUGUGUUUGCGGGGGCAGUGGAGGACAGCUUGUAGAUGAGCUGGUUUAUUCUAUAAGAAUUCAGUCUCCAGUUCUUUCUUCUGAUGGAGCUAGUCUGAAACAAUGCCCUCUGAUGCGACAGGGGCUGAAUCCUGCUAAAGGGUUAAUCAGAACUUGCCUUUAAUGAGACGGGUGUGUAGGGCCGGCCCUGGCCAAGCGAAGCCUGUGAUGGAGAACAGGCUAUAGCAGACAGGGGGGGUCUUUGGCUGGAGUCUGAAAGCCUGGCACUGGCGUCCGAAGAUGAAUGGCCCGGCCCGGUCCCGACUGGAGACGCACAUCUCUUAUCUCCACUGUUACAGUGUACGUUCGGGGGAGUGUUCUGGCGUCUGUCUCUGCUUUCUCUGGUGCUGAGAGCCGGCGGCUCCUGGUGUGUCUGACAGAGCUAGCUUAGGAAGGCAGCCAGCACGGCAUCUCAUGCACCCAGGUAGGGAGAACUCACCCUAACAGUGGGUGAGAGAAAGGAAGGUAAAUGAAUAUUCAUAUCUGAUGUUAAAAUACCAUAGUUUUACGCUAUUGCUUCAGAAAUAUUUAGAGAGAUUUUAUAGUUUGUUUUUGUUUGUUUGUUUGGGUGACCUAAUCAUUCUAUAGAGUAAAUAUCUAUAAAAUUCCAAUUAAAUGGUGUCUAAAACUUAAAGCAGCAGUCUACGGGCAAAGCGCCAACGUUUCUUUUUUUUAAAAGAUAUUUAUGAUACCAUCUAGCGUUUAAAAAUCAACCAGAAACUAGGCUUGAUUCUGUUUAAUAUUUUAUACGAUUGGACAUCUUAAAUCAAAAAUGUUUCUAUUUUAUAGCAAUUCUGUGUUUAUUCAAAACCAUAAUUCUACUGUGAUGUUAAUGGAAUGACUAUACAGCUUUCAUUGUGUUGGUUUAAGUGCUAAAUGACCACGUUUCAAAUUAAAGUAGUAUUUUGCUGAUUGAGGUAGACACCGAUAUGAAAAAUGAAAGAACAGAUCAUUUUACUGGUUGUAAAGUGUUUAUUUAAAAAAAAAAAAUGUUUUGUUUUGUUUUGUUUUUUUUAGUGGUAUGAAAAAAAGUAAUUUUUUCAAGAGUUUAAGAUAGUUUUCUGGGAUUGGAAUUUGUGCCUAUGGAAACUUUGGAGCAGCCUAAGCUACCUGUUAGCUUGAUAUGUGUGCUAGAAAAAUUUCAUUACCAUGUUUUGUGAUAUGUAAUAAAUUCAGGGUGCUGUGCUUAAGCUUCAUUUCAGUUCAAGUUUGGGAACAUCUGUUUCCUUCAUUCCCAGACCUAGCAGACACCCCACCUCCCAUAGCCCCCCGCCCCGUCCUUCCCCAGAUCCCGUGUGAAAGAGUCAAGUCAGGCCCUGACUCGCAGAAGAUGUGUUUCUUCCUGCGUGGAGCAAGCAAAACAUAACCAUGAUCUCUAAACCUCUGCCUUUGUGUCGAGGAAGGGUGAUGCUUUCUAUCCUCCUUUGAUGUCUCUUUAAUAAAUAUGUUGUCAUUAUUUGUCCUUGGAAGUGGCCUCUUGAGCCGCCUCUCAGUUUUCUCCAUGAUUUAUGUUGCAAACAAAUUCUCUGUCCUGUGUCUGUUCACCACUCUCCUGAUCUUGUGUACCAUUGAAGACAUGCUGGAGACCGUUUUUGUUUUUAUGAUGCAAUUAUGUUAUAUGUGUAUUUCAGUGAAAUGUCAACCCGUCAACAGAGGAUGAUGUUAAAAAUUAUCCAAAUAAAUAGUUUUCUAUUUCUUUUAA
Leopardus geoffroyi (Geoffroy's cat) is the source of this 12099-nucleotide messenger RNA. It is a transcript of the gene CACNA1D, whose product is annotated as calcium voltage-gated channel subunit alpha1 D. Gene Ontology annotation, molecular function: high voltage-gated calcium channel activity. Gene Ontology annotation, cellular component: voltage-gated calcium channel complex; membrane. Gene Ontology annotation, biological process: calcium ion import across plasma membrane. Lineage: Eukaryota; Metazoa; Chordata; Mammalia; Carnivora; Felidae. The transcript has 43 exons. The coding region runs from base 324 to 5411 and encodes 1695 amino acids. The record is from RefSeq and is a predicted model, not a curated record.